AAGGAUAGAAAUUAGAAAGAAAAGAAAGGAAGUAGAUAUAUAUUAUUGCCCGUUGGUCUUCUUUUUCCUUUCUGUUCUUCUUCUUCGUCAUCUCUCUUUCUCUCUCCCUCCCUCUCCUCUUUGUAGAUUAUUGAAUCGAUCUGUUCUACACCAUGAUUUGAAAUGGCCGAGAUUAAUGUAUAAUUCCUGACUAACAAUUUCUCGGCUGGAAUUUGAAGGUGUUGUUGAUUAACAAAAGGGUUUCUGUAAUUUUUAUGGAGCCAUUUAAUUUAAGGGUUCCUGCUAUUUAUAUUCAACCAAUGGGGCAACGCAAUAUGUUAUGCACAAAUCAGAUGCUUGAUAUUGAGAUGGAUCAACAAGGCCGGGGGCAUUUCCCUUCGGAACCCUGUAUCAUGUUGGCCAAUAUUGCUGAGUAUCCACACCCUAAUGCCCAUCAGGUAUUGUCAGUUUCUGGGACAACAAGUAAUCCCGAUCCUCACCGCAUGGCGGGUCAUCAAGAUAGUAGCCUAUAUUUUGCCCCCCCCUAUAAUGGUCUUCAACAUCGUUGUUCGAUCUCAAAUGUUGAUUUGAGUAUUGCUGGUCCAUCAAGCAUCUAUAAUCCUUACAUGAUCCACUCUUCUACUGGAGGAAUCUUCCCCAUGUCGCUAAACUGUUCUCCCUCUAACCACCUACCUAGUCAACCAUCUUCUAGCAAUCAUGGUGUAGAUAUUUAUGAAAGUAAUCAGUUCAUGGAUUGCAUGAGAAAUUCAGGAAAGAGAAAAAACGCUGAAGGAGUAGUUCAAGAGAAUCUCCUUCAUCUUAAUGGCUCUGCAAGCUCAAGCUCAUCCUUACCAGGCACACAACUAAAUACUGGCCCACAGCAACAGGAAGAACAAACUGAAACUGCUUUGUCGGAUGACUCAGCUUCCAUGGCACCUGAAUACCGACCAAAUGGCCUUCUAACUCUUGCAGAAGAAUCCGAACGAAGUGUGCGGAGCAGAUCAAAUACCAUCAGUCUUCAGGUCGCCCCUUCUGUGGCACAUAACCAUAAUCAAUUAGUUCAAGGGACUUAUAUGGGUCACUACUUUCACCCAGUGAGCAAUUCCUGGGUGGACCAACAGUUUGGGAACAAUGCUAGAGUUGGAGUAAGUUCAGCAUGGAACCAUGGUCCAGCUAUACCUUAUUUACCUGGUAGAAAUGUCAAUGGCGGGUUUUCAGAGAUUGUGAGCAUAGGUGGCCCGGGUUAUCAGGAGGCUACAACCAGCAGAAAUUCUGCAAUUCUCUCCCACUCUCAUUCUAUGCACCGGCAAGUGCACAAUCAUCAUCAUCACCCCCCUGUCCCAGUCCAAGCAUUGAGAGGCCACCCCAGUUACCAGGCCCAAGUACCGCUCCCUUCCUAUAGGCAACCAAUGAACAAUCUCUUGCACCAUGGCCCUUUCCACACUUCUAGGGAUAGCCAAGAGGCCGGGCCUAGACAUCAUCCAAGACCUUUUCCUACCAAUGGCCUCAGGUUUUACAGGCCCCAUCGCAGUGGGGUAAAUCAGACAGGCGCAGAAGGAAGAAACAGUCCCCACUUGAGAUUUCUAGCAGCAGAUGAGGUUGCCAUAUUGGAACUUCCAGGGUAUUAUGAAGUUGGCAAUUUCGUCGAUCAACAUAGAGAGAUGCGAUUGGACAUAGACGACAUGUCUUAUGAGGAACUACUUGCAUUAGGUGAACAGAUCGGUAGCGUAAAAACGGGUUUGUCAGAAGAUACUAUCUUGCGUCAUCUCAAGACUAGAAUCCACAUUUCGUCAUCUGGCGGUUCAUAUAGCAUGAAUCGGGAGACCGAGACAUGUAUUGUUUGUCAGAUUGGAUACGAAAAUCAGGAAAAGAUUGGGACUUUAGAUUGUGGACAUGAGUACCAUGUAGACUGCAUAAGCAAGUGGCUGUCGGUGAAGAAUGUAUGCCCCAUUUGUAAAACGCCGGCUUUGACUGGGAAAGGCAUUAUUGGAUAGAGGGAAAAGGUAGAAUGAGAGAAGAGGAUUCUGAACUAUUUUGUUAUUACUAAUCUAUGUGUUGUUUAACCAGAGAACCCAAUUUGUGUUCUACUCUGUGUUGUACAUACAGAUAUAAUCAGCACAAACACUCAUCGUCCGCUGUCCCAAAAACAUUCAUUCUUUGCCCCUCUUAAAAUGAAGGGGCUCUCUAUCGUUAUCCAUCUAUAUCUUUACUCCCCCUCUCUCAGUUGUAGACGUUAUCAAAUCAAUCUGUACACAUUAAAGCUCUAAGAUUAAUGAACUCUGUAAUUAAUAAUAAAUGGAAAGAUGGCUUGCCUGUAGUAUCA
Papaver somniferum (opium poppy) is the source of this 2302-nucleotide messenger RNA. RefSeq names its product probable E3 ubiquitin-protein ligase ZFP1. The transcript is spliced from 7 exons. The coding region runs from base 255 to 1973 and encodes 572 amino acids. Lineage: Eukaryota; Viridiplantae; Streptophyta; Magnoliopsida; Ranunculales; Papaveraceae. Gene Ontology annotation, molecular function: ubiquitin protein ligase activity. The record is from RefSeq and is a predicted model, not a curated record.